AAAAAGAAGAAGAAGAAGAAGCAGAUGAUGGAUGAAGUAGUAGACAAAGUAGAAAGUGUACUGCAGUGUGUAAUAAAAGAUAAAUCAAAAAAGAAAAAAAAUAAAUCUUUACUAAUCAAAUCAGAAAACACGGAGGAAGAGGAACAGUAUACUGAAGAAGAGAGGAUUCAAAAGAAAGACGUGAAAUUAAAAAAACGUGUUCGUCGUGGAAGCAUAGAGCAGACUGAAGAUGUUGGUAGAAAGAAGAAAAGGAGCAAAAAAGAAACAUCUGUAACUAUAGAUGAUGUAACAAAAAAGAAAAGGAAAGCUAAGGGAGAGGAAAAUGAAAUAAAGUUGGAAACACCAGAGGUUGAAGUCGAGGAGGUAAAAUUGAAAAAGAAGAAGAAAAAAGAGAAAACCAAAGAAUCUGGUGGGUUAGAGGCAGCUGAGAUUAACAACAAGGAAAAAAGGAGGGCUGAAGAUAAAAUUCACCGUAAGAAAAAAGACAACUAUACAGAAGAGUUUGUCACAGAAGAAGGGAAAGCAGAGCUGAAGACAAAAAGUAAAAAGAACAGGUGUAAAGCAGCUUCGGUGGAAGAUGUGCAACAAGAGGAGACGGAACCGAAGAAGAGAAAAGCAACACUUGAGGAGUGGGACGCUGGGGAGGACACGCAGAGCAGCAGGAAGCACAAAAAGAGCAAGUGUAGAACAACCUCAGUGGAAGAUACACAAGAAGAGGAGACAGAACCAAAGAAGAAAAAGAAAAAAACAAGACUAAAGGAGUGGGGUGUUGGGGAGGACACGCACAGCAGUGGAAAUAAAGUCACAAAGGCUGCUGACACGCACCACAAAAAGAGCAAAAAGACAAAAGUUAAAGUCGAGCCAGAACUCAACACUGAGGCUGGAGUGAAAAAGAUGAAAGAACAAAAAGACUCACAGAAGGCUUCUCUGCUGGACGUAGUUUUCAUGUCAAAGAAGGCCGGAAACACUGAUGAGGUCACCAUUAAUCAGGGUUUAGGCCAGUGGAGUACUGCUCAGUUUGACAGCUCCCAGCAGCAACAGAAGUUCCUGCGGUUGAUGGGGGGCUUCAAAAAGGGCUUCCAGCCAGCUGUGGCCACAUCUGGAAGCAGCAAUAUGGCACUGGGGAAGGAUGCACAGCAGCAGCUGCAGCAAGGGCUUCUGGGAGAAUUUGAGCGGGCSCACUCACGCAGAAUGGACUUUGGUAGCAGAGGAGCAGGACUUGGGUUCGCUGCUUCACCUAACAAGAAGUUCUCCAUUGACAUCAAUGCAAGUCGAUCAAUUCGCUUUGACUACUGAGAGAUGAACGUUUGUAUAAAAACUGUUUUUAUUAGAAUUUGUCUGUAGUCCUGUUGGCUUAUUUCCACUGGAGGAUUCACCUUACAGAUGUUUGUGAAUGAGAACAAGUUGUACUUUUUGUACACAGAAUCCAUAAGUUUGUAAGUUGCUUCAUAUUUUUUCUUUUUUAUAUAAUUACAAAAACAAACAUUUUUACCUUGUCAUUCUGAACAAUUGUGAUGUAAAAUAAAUAGCAUUUUCUAUGAAAAUGCUGAGUGGCAGCAGAAAAAACUAAAAUUAAGUUUAAAGAAGUAAAGGUCAGAUAGAAGCUACUAAAGACUGACUACAAGUAGUGAUGUCCCUAUACAGGUAUUCAAGUCUAAUACAAGUACUCGUACAAAAUACCAUAAUAAUACCAAUACCAGGAUGGAUACUCCAUUGAAUGUUAGUUUACAUUUCAAGUGAAACGUUUCAGUUCCAUGUUUUAAAAGUGGAUACAAGUUGAAAGAAAAUCAUGUUUUUUAAAAGUUUGCAACAAAAUGUAUCAUGUGGUAUACUUGAUUUGAUCCAUUCAGACGGGCUGUAGACCAAUAAGGAAGGACACCUUGAUUUAAAUAAAAGAAAUGUGUUUUUAAGUC
Molecule: messenger RNA, 1913 nt
Organism: Austrofundulus limnaeus
Lineage: Eukaryota; Metazoa; Chordata; Actinopteri; Cyprinodontiformes; Rivulidae
Gene: knop1
Product: lysine-rich nucleolar protein 1
Source: RefSeq, a predicted model, not a curated record